AUGCUGAUAAGGUGUCGUGCGGCACUAGGUGUCGUCGCACUUCUGUCAUUCGUCUCGCCCACAUUGUCUGAUGGUGACCUGUUCACGUGUCCUAAUGGAUGGGAGUUAAAGGGGCUACAUUGUUACAAAUUUUUCAAUAUUAGACAUUCUUGGGAGAAAGCGGCGGAAUUAUGCCGAAGGUACGGCAGCGAAUUGAUGGUAAUAGAUAGUUAUUCAGAAAAUAAUAUGACUGCAAAUUUGGUGCCAUCUAGUCCUAGUAACAGUCACUACUGGCUUGGUUUAGCUACUGUAGAUGACCUUAGAACAAACACACUGGAAUCGGCUGCUGGGGCUUUAGUAUCACAGUAUGCCGGUUUUUGGGAUCUAAGACAACCAAACCCAAAGGAUGGUGAAUGUGUUGACGUUCACGUCACAUCUGAAAGGCAAUCAUGGGAAUUAACAACGUGUGAAACGCUUCUUCCGUUUAUGUGCAGAGCAAAUGCCUGUCCCGCAGGAACCUUCCAUUGUUCAAACGGAAGAUGUAUAAAUGCGGCCUUCAAAUGUGACAAGCAAGACGAUUGUGGUGAUGCGUCAGAUGAAAUGGAUUGUGCUACUGAAUGUCAUUUUUAUAUGGCUAGUAGUGGUGAUGUGGUAGAAAGUCCGAAUUACCCUCAUAAAUAUGCACCAUUCAGUGAAUGUAAAUGGACACUAGAGGGACCUCAAGGACAAAACAUCGUACUGCAGUUCCAAGAUUUUGAAACUGAAAAGUCUUUUGAUACUGUUCAAAUUUUAGUGGGCGGCCGAACUGAAGACAAAUCUGUCAAUUUAGCAACACUAUCAGGAAAACAAGAUUUAUCUAAUACAGUCUACGUUUCUGCCUCUAAUUUCAUGAUUAUUAAAUUUAGCUCAGAUGGGUCUGUAGAAAGAAAAGGUUUCCGUGCCUCUUGGAAAACUGAGUCAUCCAACUGUGGUGGAAUUCUUAGAGCAACACCUCAAGGUCAAGUGUUAACAUCUCCUGGCUAUCCAAACAGCUACCCUGGGGGUUUGGAAUGUAUGUACAUAAUUGAAGCACAGCCAGGCAGAAUUGUUUCAUUAGAUAUUGAAGAUUUAGAUCUGGAAAUGAAUAGAGACUACAUAGUAAUAAAAGAUGGAAAUACCCCUUCAAGCCCUGUACUCGCUAGGUUGACUGGACCAGGUGAAGAAAAUCAAAAAGUAGUUAUAUCAACUACAAAUCAUUUAUAUAUGUAUUUCCGGACGAGUCUUGGUGAUUCUAAGAAAGGUUUUAACAUGAGAUAUUCACAAGGAUGUCGCGCAACAAUAAUAGCAGCUAAUGGUACAUUUACUUCACCCGCAUAUGGUCUUAGUAACUAUCCAAAUAACCAGGAAUGCUUAUAUAGAAUUAAAAACCCGAACGGAGGGCCACUUUCUUUGAAAUUUGACGAAUUUAAUAUUCAUCCAUCAGAUGUAGUCCAAGUAUUUGAUGGCUCUAGCACAAGUGGACUACGAUUACAUUCUGAAAAUGGUUUCACAGUUAAGCCAAGAAUUACUUUAACUGCUUCAAGUGGAGAAAUGUUAAUACGAUUCAUGUCCGAUGCACUACAUAAUGGAGCUGGCUGGAAAGCAACAUUUUCAGCAGAUUGUCCACCACUGAAGUCUGGUAUAGGAGCAUUAGCAUCUAAUAGAGAUACUGCAUUUGGAACAACAAUAACUUUUUCUUGUCCAAUUGGUCAAGAAUUCGCCACUGGGAAGUCUCGAAUUACAACACAAUGCUUAGAUGGCGGCAAUUGGUCUACCACGUACAUUCCUAGCUGCCAAGAGGUGUACUGUGGACCCGUGCCCCAAAUCGAUAAUGGUUUUUCCAUUGGUUCCACAAACGUAACCUACCGUGGAGUGGCGACUUAUCAAUGUUACGCAGGUUUUGCAUUUCCAACCGGACAACCAAUAGAGAGGAUUUCAUGUUUAUCAGAUGGAAGAUGGGAAAGAACACCGACUUGCUUAGCUUCACAAUGUGUGGCUCUUCCUGAUGUACCACAUGCAAAUGUGACUAUAUUAAAUGGUGGAGGCCGUAGUUAUGGUACCAUAGUCCGAUAUGAGUGUGAACCUGGUUAUGUUCGUUCUGGUCAACCUGUUCUUCUUUGUAUGAGUAAUGGAACUUGGUCUGGCGAAGUACCAACGUGUUCUAAAGCUCUAUGCCCUAAACUUCCUGAAAUAAAGAACGGAUUUAUUGUCGAUCAAAGUAAAGUCUACAUGUUUGGUGAUGAAGCUCGUGUUCAAUGUUACAAAGGAUAUAAACUAAAUGGUCCCAGUAUAAUAAAAUGUGGACCUUAUCAAGAAUUCGAUAGUGCACCAACUUGUGAGGAUAUCAAUGAAUGCUCAAGCAGUCAAUGUGAUUCUGCGUCAACUGAAUGUAAAAACACUCACGGUGGAUUUUAUUGUCCUUGUCGUCCAGGGUUUACACCUAGCUUAGACUGUAGACCUGUUGGAGAUUUAGGUUUAAUUAAUGGUGCUAUUCCUGAUGAAUCCAUAACUACUUCCACUUCUGAACCUGGAUAUUAUAAAGGAAUGAUUCGUUUGAAUAAUGGAGGUGGUUGGUGUGGUAAUAAUCUUGAAGCUGGUGCUAACUGGGUGCUAGUUGAUCUAAGAUCCCCAACAAUUAUCAGAGGAUUUCGCACAAUGAGUGUUAUGAGAGCUGAUGCUAACAUUGCAUUUACGUCUGCUAUUAGAAUUCAAUACACAAACGACUUAACAGACGUGUUUAAAGAUUAUACUAACCCUGAUGGGACAGCUGUUGAAUUCCGUAUAUUGGAACCGACGUUAUCAGUCUUGAACUUGCCAAUGCCUAUUGAAGCACAAUAUGUUAAGUUUAAAAUACAAGACUAUGUAGUAGCACCAUGUUUGAAAUUAGAAAUUAUGGGAUGUGCCAGACUCGACUGCUCUGAUAUCAAUGAAUGCAGUGAAAAUAACGGUGGCUGCGAUCAAAAAUGUCUAAAUACGCCUGGAAAUUACUCUUGCGCAUGCAACAUUGGAUAUGAACUUUACUCUUUCAAUGGUACAGCCGGUUUCGCUAUUGAAAAUUCAGAAACAGGUGAACGAGACGGUGAUACAUACCAAAGAAAUAAAUCAUGUGUUCCUGUAAUGUGCCCAACAUUAGUAUCCCCAGAGAAUGGACAAAUUUUGUCGACAAAGAGUUCUUAUCACUUUGGAGAUAUUGUAGAAUUCCAGUGUAAUUUUGGCUAUGUUAUGUCAGGAUUCUCUUCAUUGUUAUGUACUUCAAGUGGAACCUGGAAUGGAACCGCUCCAGAAUGUCAAUAUGCACGGUGCGUGACAUUAUCAGAUGACAAAAAUGAUGGGUUACAAAUUAUAAGGGAUGAUCCAGAAAGUGUGCUAGUACCUUAUAGAGAUAAUGUUACAAUAACAUGUACUUCACCAGGACGUCAACUAAGAAAUACUCUUACUUCGUCCUUCAGACAAUGUGUCUAUGAUCCUAAGCCAGGUCUACCUGAUUAUUGGCUUUCCGGCGCACAGCCACAAUGUCCCAGGAAAGAUUGUGGCGUCCCUAUGCCAACGCCUGGAGCUGAAUAUGGCCAAUACCUUGACACUAGAUACCAAAGCUCUUUCUUUUUCGGUUGUCAAAAUACUUUUAAGCUAGCAGGUCAAACCAGUAAACAUGACAAUGUAGUAAGAUGCCAAGCAAAUGGAGUCUGGGACUUUGGAGACUUAAGAUGUGAAGGUCCAGUUUGUGAAGAUCCAGGUCGACCAGCUGAUGGAUAUCAAAUUGCCAGAAGCUAUGAACAAGGAUCGGAAGUUCUAUUUGGAUGUUCAAGAUCCGGAUAUAUUUUAAUUAAUCCCAGACCUAUUACAUGCAUGCGUGAACCUGAAUGUAAAAUUAUAAAACCUCUUGGCCUUGCUUCGGGAAGAAUACCAGAUUCAGCAAUUAAUGCUACAUCGGAGAGACCUAACUAUGAAGCUAAAAAUAUAAGACUAAAUUCCGUAACUGGAUGGUGUGGAAAACAAGAAGCUUUCACCUACGUCAGCGUUGAUUUAGGAAAAGUGUACAGAGUCAAAGCUAUAUUAGUCAAAGGUGUUGUUACCUCUGAUAUCGUUGGUCGUCCAACAGAAAUUAGAUUUUUUUAUAAACAAGCUGAAAAUGAAAAUUAUGUCGUCUAUUUUCCUAACUUUAAUUUAACAAUGAGAGAUCCUGGAAACUAUGGUGAAUUAGCUAUGAUUACGUUACCGAAAUAUGUGCAGGCUAGAUUUGUUAUUUUGGGAAUCGUCAGUUUUAUGGAUAAUGCUUGUCUUAAAUUUGAAUUAAUGGGUUGUGACGAACCUUCUGUGGAGCCCUUGUUAGGUUAUGAUUAUGGGUAUUCACCAUGUGUGGAUAACGAGCCCCCAGUCUUCCAAAACUGUCCUCAGCAUCCUAUAAUAGUACAAACUGAUGUUAAUGGUGGACUUUUACCGGUUAACUUUACUGAACCUACUGCUACUGAUAAUUCUGGUGCUAUUGCUAGAUUAGAAGUUACACCUCAACACUUUAGAACUCCGAUACAAGUUUUUCAUAAUAUGGUUGUUCGAUACGUGGCUUUUGAUUUUGAUGGUAACGUUGCUAUUUGCGAAGUAAACAUAACAGUACCUGAUUACACGCCUCCUAGAUUGAGUUGCCCACAAAGUUAUGUCAUUGAACUAGUUGAUAAGCAAGAUAGUUAUGCAGUUAACUUUAAUGAAACAAGGAGAAGAAUAAACGCAACUGAUGCUUCUGGAGAAGUAUCGUUAAAAUUCAUUCCAGAAAGGGCUGUUAUACCUAUACGUGGCUAUGAAAAUGUUACUGUUAUAGCUACAGAUAAGAAUGGUAACAAAGCUCAGUGUAACUUCCAGGUAUCAGUACAAGCAACACCUUGCGUUGACUGGGAAUUGAUGCCACCAGCUCAUGGAGCUUUGAAUUGUCUACCUGGUGAUAGAGGAAUUCAGUGUAUUGCUACUUGCAGCCCUGGAUUCAGAUUUACAGACGGUGAACCAGUAAAAACAUUUGUAUGUGAAACAAAACGCCAGUGGGUUCCAACUGCAGUAGUUCCAGAUUGUGUUUCAGAAAAUACUCAACAAGCUGCCUAUCAUGUAGUAGCAAGUGUACAAUACCGUGCUCUAGGGGCAGUCUCAAAUGCGUGCCUACCUCAAUACAAAGAUCUGCUUGCUCAAUACGAUAACGUUUUGAAUGAACGUUUAUCUCAACGUUGUUCUGCUGUAAAUGUGAAUAUUAAUGUAACAUUUGUCAAAGCAAUGCCUAGUCUUUUAGAUGAAAACGUUGUAAAAAUGGACUUUGUCCUAGCUAUAAUACCAGCUAUACGACAAACUCAACUAUAUGAUCUUUGUGGCUCCACGCUUAAUCUUAUUUUUGAUCUAUCAGUGCCUUAUGCAAGUGCACUUAUUGAACCCGUUUUAAAUGUUUCUUCAAUUGGUAAUCAAUGCCCACCUUUAAGAGCUAUUAGAAGUUCUAUUUCCCGUGGUUUCACUUGUAGCGUUGGUGAAGUGCUAAAUAUGGAUACUAAUGACGUACCAAGAUGUUUGCACUGUCCCGCUGGAACUUUUGCUGGAGAAAAACAGAAAGCUUGCACCAUGUGCCCUCGAGGAUUUUUCCAAAAUCAAGCGCGGCAAGGUUCUUGCCUUAAAUGUCCACAGGGUACAUUUACGAGAGAAGAAGGAUCUAAAGAUUUGUCGGAUUGUAUACCAGUUUGUGGCUAUGGAACAUAUUCACCUACGGGGCUCGUACCUUGCCUAGAAUGUCCACGAAAUAGUUACACAAGUGAACCACCUCUGGGUGGAUUCAAGGAUUGUCAAGCAUGUCCUGUAAAUACUUUUACGUACCAGCCUGCAGCUAACGGAAAAGACAAAUGCAGAGCAAAAUGUGCACCAGGUACAUACUCACCAACUGGUUUAGCCCCUUGCUCGCAAUGUCCCAGAAAUUUCUAUCAAAAUUCAAUUGGACAGACACUUUGCAUGGAAUGUCCAACAAAUAUGAAAACAGUUAGCACGGGUGCAUCGGGACUUGAAGAAUGCUUACCAGUUGAAUGUUCUAAUAGUGCCUGUCAACAUGGAGGAUUAUGUGUACCAAAAGGACAUGGUGUUCAAUGCUACUGUCCAGCUGGAUUUUCUGGAAGAAGAUGUGAAAUAGAUAUUGAUGAAUGCGAAAGUCAACCUUGUUACAACGGAGGAACUUGUAUAGAUCUUCCACAAGGCUAUAGAUGCUCCUGCCCAACAGGAUACGGUGGGAUUAAUUGUCAAGAAGAAAAAUCUGAUUGUAGAAACGAUACUUGUCCUGAACGCGCGAUGUGUAAAGAUGAACCAGGCUAUAAUAAUUACACUUGCUUAUGUAGAUCUGGCUACACUGGAAUUGAUUGCGAUAUAACGAUUGAUCCAUGCACAGCAAAUGGUAAUCCUUGCAAAAAUGGCGCAUCAUGUACUGCAUUACAACAAGGAAGAUAUAAAUGUGAAUGCUUACCUGGAUGGGAAGGACAACUGUGCGAAAUUAAUACAGACGACUGCAUUGAAAAGCCAUGCUUACUUGGUGCACCUUGUACUGAUUUAGUAAAUGAUUUUAGCUGUGCUUGCCCACCAGGUUUCACAGGAAAACGCUGUCAUGAAAAAAUUAAUCUUUGUUCUAACCAACCAUGCAGACACGGUAUCUGUGUUGACAAGUUGUUUAUUCAUAAAUGUGUAUGUGAUCCGGGGUGGACCGGACCGUCGUGUGACAUAAAUAUUAAUGAAUGCAUAAUUUCACCAUGUGAAAAUGGAGGUCGGUGUAUUGAUAGUAUUGAUGAUUUUACUUGUAGCUGCGAAGCGGGUUAUACAGGAAAACGAUGCCAGCACACUAUUGAUGAUUGUACCUCAGAUCCUUGUCAAAAUGGCGCCACGUGUGUAGAUCAGUUAGAUGGAUUUACAUGUAAAUGUCGACCAGGAUAUAUUGGACUCCAGUGUGAAACUGCUAUAGAUGAAUGCUUGAAUGAGCCUUGUAACCCAGCGGGCACUGAAAAAUGUGUUGAUUUAGAUAAUAAAUAUGAAUGUGUAUGCCGUAAUGGUUUUAGUGGAGAAUGGUGCGAAAAUAAUAUAGAUGAUUGUGCUUCUGAUCCAUGUUACAAUGGUGGAUCCUGUAAAGAUGAAAUAGGUGGUUAUAAAUGUGCGUGUCAACCAGGAUGGACUGGAAAGCGAUGUGAGCGUGACAUUGGUAAUUGCAUGAAUCUGCCUUGUCAAAAUAACGCUAAAUGUAUUGAUCUCUUCCAGGACUACUUCUGUGUAUGCCCGAGUGGAACUGAUGGUAAGCAAUGUGAGACUGCUCCUGAAAGAUGCAUCGGUAGUCCUUGUAUGCAUGGUGGAAAGUGUCAAGACUUUGGUUCAGGCCUAAAUUGUACAUGUUCACUGGAUUACACAGGAAUUGGUUGUCAAUACGAGUUUGAUGCUUGUGAAGCGGGUCUUUGUCAGAAUGGAGCUACGUGUAUUGAUGAAGGGGAAGGAUAUUCUUGUAUAUGUUCUCCGGGAUUCACAGGGAAGAACUGUGAUGAAGAUAUAAUUGACUGCAAAGAAAAUUCUUGCCCACCAUCCGCAACUUGUAUUGACUUGCCCGGUAGAUUUUAUUGUCAAUGUCCAUUCAAUCUAACAGGCGAUGAUUGCAGAAAAACAAUUAGCGUAGAUUAUGAUCUUUACUUUAGUGAUCCAUUACGAUCCAGUGCUGCCCAAGUAGUGCCGUUUGCUACAGGAUCUGCUGACAGUCUUACUAUUGCAAUGUGGGUACAAUACACGCAACAAGAUGAAGGAGGUAUUUUCUUUACGGCCUAUGGUGUAAGCAACUCUCAAAUUGCUCUUAAUAAAAGAACUAUAAUACAAGCACAUUCGAGUGGCGUACAAGUAUCACUCUUCCCAGAACUGCAAGAUGUUUAUAUGAGUUUUGGUGAAUUUGCAACAGUUAAUGAUGGACAGUGGCAUCAUGUAGCUUUAGUAUGGGAUGGUAACAAUGGUGGACAAUUGACUCUUAUUACAGAAGGAUUAAUUGCAAGUAAACUUGAGGGUUAUGGAAGUGGCAAAUCACUGCCACAGUAUGUAUGGGUAACUUUAGGUAAACCACAAUCAGACAAUCCAAAGGCUUACACUGAAUCAGGUUUCCAAGGGCAUUUGACUAAAGUACAAAUCUGGAAUCGCGCACUAGAUGUGACAAAUGAAAUACAGAAGCAAGUUCGCGACUGCAGAACAGAACCUGUACUUUAUAAUGGCUUAGUACUGACUUGGGCUGGCUAUGAAGAUACAAUUGGUGGUGUAGAAAGAAUAGUUCCAUCACACUGUGGUCAAAGAGUAUGUCCAAACGGAUAUGCUGGUGCUAAAUGUCAAUCUCUUCAAGUUGACAAGGAAUCACCGAGAGUAGAUCGUUGUCCUGGUGAUCUUUGGGUUAUUGCUAAAAAUGGAUCUUCUAUCGUAAACUGGGAUAUGCCCGUAUUUAGUGACAAUGUUGGAGUUGUUCGCGUGGUCGAAAAAUCUGGACACAAACCUGGACAAAACCUCGCUUGGGGAGCAUACGAUAUUGCUUACAUUGCUUAUGACGCCGCUGGAAAUGCUGCCACAUGUACAUUUAAAGUGACAGUCUUGUCCGAAUUCUGCCCACCGCUGUUGGAUCCACUCGGUGGAUAUCAGUCUUGUCGCGAUUGGGGCGCAGGCGGCCAAUUUAAGGUUUGUGAAAUUGCCUGUCGCGAUGGCUUAAGAUUUUCACAACAAGUACCGCCUUUCUAUACAUGUGGAGCUGAAGGAUUCUGGCGACCAACAAAUGAUCCAUCUCUUCCUCUAGUAUAUCCAGCAUGCUCUCCUGCCGCACCAGCACAACGUGUAUUUAAAAUAUCGAUGUUGUUCCCGAGCUCCGUUCUCUGUAACGAUGCAGGACAAGCUGUGCUUAGACAGAAAGUACGCAGUGCGAUCAACCAACUCAACCGAGAUUGGAGCUUCUGCUCAUAUGCUAUUGAUGGUACUCGGGAGUGUAAAGAAUUGGACAUCAAUGUAAAAUGUGAUCAUCGCGCAAAUGUCCGACAAACAAGACAAGUAUCCUCCCCUCCUACAGCAACUUCAAAAGAUACUUAUGUCCUAGAUGCUAUAAUUCCAGUAGAAGAGGCAAGAAGCAGUAGAGAAGGUCGUCAAGUUGGUGAUACCUACAGCAUCGAAAUUGCAUUCCCGGCUGUAAACGACCCAGUAAUCCAUAACAGUAACAAUGAACGUUCCACUGUAAAACGAUUACUGGAGAAAUUAAUCCUCGAAGACGAACAAUUCGAUGUACGAAAUAUACUACCGAAUACAGUGCCAGAUCCAGCUAGCUUAAAACUCGAAUCAGAUUAUGCUUGUCCUAUGGGACAAGUCGUUAUGGCCCCCGAUUGCGUAUCAUGUGCGGUGGGAACUUACCUCGAUGCGGCCAGCGAUUCCUGUAAGCCAUGUCCCGCCGGUACUUACCAAUCUGAAGCUGGACAGCUACAAUGUACGCCGUGCCCUGCAAUUGCCGGACAGCCUGGCGUCACUCAAGCCACGGGGGCAAGGAGCGCGGGUGACUGCAAAGAGAGAUGUGCUGCCGGUAAAUACUACGAUGCAGAAGCAGAACUUUGUAGACCUUGCGGACAUGGCUCAUAUCAACCACGAGAAGGAGCAUUCUCUUGCAUCGCCUGUCCAAGAGGCCAGACCACACGAGCAACCGAAGCAGUGUCAGCUGCUGAGUGUAGAGACGAUUGUCCAUCAGGUGAACAACUGGGCAGUGAUGGUGGCUGUGAACCGUGUCCUCGGGGCACAUGGCGGGCGACUGGGGCAGGCGCCGCGUGUGCGCCUUGUCCACCUGGCACUACCACACCACAAGCCGGUGCCGCUACUCCCGAUCAGUGUUCAUUACCGGUUUGCAAGCCAGGUUUAUACUUGAACGUAACAUUGAAUACUUGCAUACAAUGUAAGAAAGGAACAUACCAGUCAGAAAUGCAACAAACGCUAUGUAUUCCCUGUCCAAUAAACACCAGCACCAGAGGACCAGGCGCAACAUCUCUAACCGACUGUACUAAUCCUUGUGAAAUGAGCGGUCCUGAAAUGCACUGUGACACCAACGCUUACUGUCUACUUUUACCGGAGACCAGUGAAUUCAAGUGCCAAUGUAAACCUGGUUUUAACGGCACCGGAAAAGUUUGUGUUGAUGUGUGUCUGGACUUCUGCGACAACGGUGGUGAGUGUGUGAAAGACGCUAGAGGCGAGCCAUCUUGUCGCUGCGCUGGUUCCUUUACGGGCCGCCAUUGUAGAGACAAGAGUGAGUUCGCGUACAUCGCUAGCGGUGUCGCCGGCGGAGUCAUAUUCAUUAUAUUCCUGGUUCUACUCGUAUGGAUGAUUUGCGCGAGAUCAACGAAAAAACGAGAGCCAAAGAAGACAUUAACACCAGCUAUAGAUCAAAAUGGAUCCCAAGUGAACUUCUAUUACGGAGCACACACCCCGUACGCUGAAUCCAUCGCACCCUCCCACCACUCAACAUACGCACAUUACUAUGACGACGAAGAAGACGGUUGGGAAAUGCCUAAUUUCUACAACGAAACGUACAUGAAAGAAAGCUUACAUAACGGAAUGAACGGCAAAAUGAACAGUUUAGCGCGAUCCAAUGCCAGCAUAUACGGAACUAAGGAGGAUUUAUACGACCGAUUAAAGAGGCACGCGUAUCCGGGUAAGAAAGAUAAGAGUGACAGUGACAGUGAAGGUCAA
Molecule: messenger RNA, 10719 nt
Organism: Brenthis ino (lesser marbled fritillary)
Lineage: Eukaryota; Metazoa; Arthropoda; Insecta; Lepidoptera; Nymphalidae
Source: the annotation of a GenBank genome assembly